AUGACGUACGCUAAAAACAAAUUACCUUUACUUUAGUUAAUCUGUUUAAUAUCUAUGAAACUCUAUUUAUUAGCAAUACUAUUAAGCUAAUAUUUAUCCUUCAUCAUAUGUAGUUGCAAUCAUUAAAAUUAAUGCUUUGACCAAAAAAAGUAAUAAUGUAAGUUGGUUGAUGGUAAAGAAUACAUUGGAAAAGAAAAGCGCUAUGGAUAUUGUGUAAUUGACGCUAUUAAAUAUGACUUAAUUGACUUUUGUAAAAGUGAUUAUGAACCUGUUUGUAUAUCUUAAGAUAGAAAAAGCUGUAUAAAAGUUUAAAAUAGUAAUCACAUAGUAGCUAUAUUAGAUUCAGAAAAUAUCUGUAUAGGUCUGAAUGAAUUUACAUCUAAUUUUAAUUCACCUCAAAAAUUGAAAUAUAUUAAGAAAGGCUUCUGUUAGGAUUUGUAUGGUCAAAUUAAAUUAGGUCAAGCAAAAUAAAAUGUAUCAGUAUUAUUUUUGUGCAAUUAUUUAGAAGGUGGAUAAUUUAGAAGGUAAUUAUACGAAAUAGAACAUCCUGUUAUUUAGUGGGUAAAAAUAAAUGCUUAGAUCUAAAUCAAGUGGAUGGAAUUACUUCUCUUGGAUUUUGUGUCUUUUAAAAUGAAUUGUAUCUUCACAAAGUAUAUUGUAAUGAAAGCGUAUGCCAAAUAAAAAACUCUUAAGACUAGUACUCUUGUAUAAAUUAUUCGAAUUCCAACAUUGUUGUAAUUUUGA
Molecule: messenger RNA, 744 nt
Organism: Tetrahymena thermophila SB210
Lineage: Eukaryota; Ciliophora; Oligohymenophorea; Hymenostomatida; Tetrahymenidae
Product: transmembrane protein, putative
Exons: 6
Source: RefSeq, a predicted model, not a curated record